CGUGUUCGUGUAACACGCUCCGCUAUGUCACAGAGCAUUUUGCGUAUUCGAGAUACAAAUCCUGCUCCACGACAGGGCAAAAAACGUAUUCGGUUAGUAACAUAAAUCCACCCCGGAGUAAAGUUGAAGUUAUGAAUAAAUUUCUUAUAGAAAAAAGAGAUUGUCCUAAAAUUAAAGGUUAUGUCAGAAUAGUGUUAGAAGAAUAUGAUAAUAUAGAGUUUAAAAGAAAUUUUAGAGUAUUUCUUAAACUUUAGGAAAUGUAUGAAAACUCUAAUUUUAUUAGUUCAAAUAAUCAUGGUUUACCAUGUACCUCAACCGAGUCACAAAUCUUGCAGUUUUUGUGGUUUGCGGGAAACAAAUGUGUAAUUCGAGAUGUUACUGCAGGGUUUGAUGUUGCAGAGUCAACUUGCCAUGCUAAAUAAAUAAUGUUAUGAAUUUUUUAAUUGACAUUGCACCUCAGAUAAUUAAAUUUCCAAGAAGUGAACAAGAAAAAACAGCAGGUGCCGAAAAGUUUGAAGAAAUUGCAGAUUUUCCUGGAAUUAUUGGUGCCAUAGAUGGCAGUUACAUCCCAAAAAGAACCCCAGCAGACAAAGUAAAAAGUACUUACGUCAACCGACAUGAUCAAACGGCGUUAAGUUUACAAGGAAUUUGUGACGCAGAAAAAAAAUUUAUAGAUGUUUUCACUGGAAUAUCUGACAAAGUUCACGACUCCACUCUAUUUAAAAUGUCCUUUAUUUACUAUGAAAUUGUUGCAAUUUGUGGUGAAAAGUGGCACUUAAUAGGCGAUGCUGCAUAUGGGAUAAGGAAAUGGUUGUUAGUGCCUUAUCGUUAUUACGGGAAUAUGUCACAGGAACAAAAACAUUUUAAUAAAAAAUUGUCGCAGAGUAGGGUAAAAAUUGAAAAUGUUUUUGGGUUAUUAAAAGUACGAUUCCGACAAUUACAAAAACUAGACUUUUUAACUGUCAAAAAAAUGUCACAAUUUAUAAUGGCUUGCUACGUAUUACAUAAUUUAUGUAUUUUAAAUGAAGAUGAGUGGGAUGAUUAUAUAAAGGUGACAAUGAUUAAAAUAAGUAUACUCCUGAUGCGAAUGAAAAUAUUAAUGAAAAUCACGAAAAAACAUUAUGAGAAAUUAAAAGGGAUGAAAUGUGUUACAAAUUUUCAAACAUUAGGUAAAAAAUUUUGAAUAUUUUUUACGUUAUACGUUUAUAUAAUACAUUUAAAUUGUUUAUAUAACAUUUUAAGAAAUAAAUAUAUUAUAUAAAAACUA
Messenger RNA from Leptopilina boulardi, 1267 nucleotides. Its product is annotated as putative nuclease HARBI1. The record is from RefSeq and is a predicted model, not a curated record. The transcript is spliced from 4 exons. NCBI's taxonomy places the organism in Eukaryota, Metazoa, Arthropoda, Insecta, Hymenoptera, Figitidae. The coding region runs from base 431 to 1183 and encodes 250 amino acids.